AUGGUUACAGCAGUUCUCCUAGUGCAAAAAGCAACACCAGAAACAAUCACACAAUUUCACGAUCAAAUAUCCAAUGAAUUACCCACGACUAAAGGCAAAUGGAGUUUCAAUUUCAAAAUAUUCAAGAACAAUCAAUAUUCAAUUCCUAUGGAAUUAGUAAAUACUCAUACGCAAGCACCAGAAUCAAAAUAUUUGUACACCCUAUCACCUUCUUAUUUACCAGAUUCAACAAUCACUCUCAUUAACGGUAGAUCUGCUGGUGUGUUUACAAAUUCCAUUGAAGAAGAAAUUAGUGAAUUGGGACAUCCUACAGAAUUGAGUAUACCAAAUGAACAUUUACAUAGAGGAGCAACAACUGGCCUUAAUGAUAGAUUUGAUGCAUUUAUUGGUGCCAAGCUACAAAGUUUAUGGAGUCAAAGGCAGUUAAUUAAAGGAGAUGGUGGACAAAUCUAUGAAUUAGAGAAUGGGAACUUGUGUAUAAGAACUUCAAAUGUUUUCCUUCAUGGUCUUUUCCGUGGAUUAUUAUUGGAAAUUGAAUUGAAUAAUUUUGACGGUAAGAAUGACAAUGUCAAGGAGAGGUUUGCCGAGAUAAUCAAGAAAUAUGGAUUUCCUGAAGGUGAUCUCUGUUGUGAUGUAUUAACAACAAAGUUUUUGGAUAAAUAUGGUGACCUUUGUUUGCAAUAUUCUAAAUCAUUAGGAAAUAUAUAG
Molecule: messenger RNA, 708 nt
Organism: Candida tropicalis MYA-3404
Lineage: Eukaryota; Fungi; Ascomycota; Pichiomycetes; Serinales; Debaryomycetaceae
Gene: MED20
Product: Med20p
Exons: 2
Coding region: 1-708 (235 amino acids)
Biological process (GO): regulation of transcription by RNA polymerase II
Cellular component (GO): mediator complex
Molecular function (GO): transcription coregulator activity
Source: RefSeq, a predicted model, not a curated record